AUGGAACCAACAACCGCCGUCAACCCAGGCGACAUCCUCGCCCGCCUCCCCGCGGCCUUUGACGCCGCACGCAAGGCCGGUGACCUCGUCUUCUAUGACAGCACGGUGCGCUCCGUGCCCGGCGAGUUUCCCUUUGAGAUCCGUACGGCCCCCGCGCUUGGUGAAAAGAAGGCUGCCACCGAGGAAGCCGAGAGUCCCGAGGGUCCCGAGACAAAGCGUAAGCGCGUCGACGCCCCAGAGCGCCCGUCCCCCUUCCGCCCGCCCUACGUUCCCGGGCUGUAUGUCGGCAGUGUGGCCGGCGUCGAGGGUGAGGUGGACAUGAGCGUGUUGCUCAACAAGUUCUCCCUCCUUCCCGAGCACUUCCUCCUCUGCCCCGUCGUGGAGGAGCCGCAAUCCCUCCCCCCAACGCCCGGACAACUCGCCCAGACCUUUGCUUUCAUCCUCGCCGCGAACCGUGAGAGGCGCGACCUGCUGGCAUUCUACAAUGGUGGUCCUGGGGCUGGAGCGAGCCAGCGCUGGCGUCACCUCCAGUUUGUCGAGGCGCGCGCGCCCAUCGAGUCCUGGGUUCGGGGCAUGACAUUUGAGCGGCCUAACUACCCCGUCAUCCAUCCCAACUUGCCGUACUUGCACAUUGUGUGCCCGCUCCCGCCGGCACACAACCUGCCGUCGCCGAUGAGUGCCGAUGAUCUCGUGGAACUGGCGGACCGCCUCGCACCGCUCCUGAUGCGCUCACUCGACGUUGCGUUUGACGCCCUCCGCCGGGCGGGAGGCGACCGCUCGCAGGGUUGGAAUCUGCUCAUGACGCUCGACCACAUGCACCUCAUCCCACGCUCGGCGCCGAGCUUCGUCACAGAGGGGCUUACACUCGACAUCAACUCGCUUGGAUACGCGGGAAUGCUGCUCGUCAAGAGUGAUGCUGAGGGUGCGGCGCUCGACCGCGCUGCGGAGAAGGAAGGCGGGCUGAUCAACAUCCUGACGCGGUGCGCUAUCCCUCGCGAGUUUGGUGAACAGGCAGCAGAGGCCGAGGCGACACUACACCUCGGCUCGGACGAGCAGCUCCAUGGCCACGAGGAGGCCAAUGUCAAUACCGAUGGAAGAGCCGCAAAGCCCAGAAUGUAG
Cutaneotrichosporon cavernicola is the source of this 1119-nucleotide messenger RNA. RefSeq lists its product as uncharacterized. The record is from RefSeq and is a predicted model, not a curated record. Gene Ontology annotation, molecular function: ATP binding; ATP:ADP adenylyltransferase activity. Lineage: Eukaryota; Fungi; Basidiomycota; Tremellomycetes; Trichosporonales; Trichosporonaceae. The coding region runs from base 1 to 1119 and encodes 372 amino acids. The transcript is spliced from 6 exons. Gene Ontology annotation, biological process: nucleotide metabolic process.